AUGCACUUGGAAGAGGGUGCUUCUGCUCAACCAAUGAGGCUUGAUGGAGUUCAUAGGAGUUCUAAUGUCUUGGGUUACUUUGAUGUAGAUGACAACAAUACCAUCACCCAAACCCUUUUAUCUCAAGCUUUCAGGCAUAAGCAUGGAUCUUCACAGGUCCUCGCAGUUCACCUCAAUUACAUUGCUGUGGGGAUGUCCAAAGGAUCAAUUCUUGUGAUGCCAAGCAGAUACUCUCCACAUCAUGCUGAUAACAUGGAUGCUAAGAUGUUGAUAUUUGGAUCACCAGGAGAUAGAUCUCAUGUCCCUGUAACUUGCUUGAGCUUUAAUCUGCAAGGGGAUAUGCUCUUUGCAGGAUAUGGGGAUGGGCAUUAUACUGUAUGGGAUGUGCAAAAGGCCUCUGUGCUUAAAGUUGUCACUGAACAUAAAGCUCCAGUUGUGCAUCUUUUAUAUUUAGGGCAAGAUUCUCAAGUUACUCGACAGUUUUUUACUGUGCUAAGUGGUGAUACUAAAGGUGUAGUUAACUUAGACCGGUUUGCAGUGUAUUCCUUGUUCAAAACAAUCUCCCUUUCAAAGUCCCAGGAACUGCUAAAUGAAAGCAACAGCACUACAUUAUGUGCUGUGCCACUAAUAUCUGGUGAAAGUUAUGGAGGUGCUACAGUGGCUUCUCAAGAGGGAGGCGGCCCUUCUUUGAUUGAGGAAGGUGUGGUCAUACUUGGCACUCACCAAUCUGCUCUAGUGGCAAAAUUUAGCCCCACAUUUAAAGUUUAUGCUAAAAUUCCACGUCCUGAUGGUGUUAGGGAGGGUUCAAUGCCCUAUGCUGCUUGGAAAUGUAUGGAAUCACAUAUUUCUUUCAGUUUUGCAGAAAGUAUGUCCACUGAAACAUUAGAAAAAGUUUCUCUGCUUGCUAUUGCUUGGGAUCGAAGAGUUCAAGUUGCAAAGCUGGUGAAAUCUGAGCUAAAAGUUUGUUGGAGAUGGACUACGGAUAGCUCAGCAGUUGGGCUGGCAUGGUUGGAUGAACAGAUUUUGGUAAUUUUCACAGCAACUGGACAGCUUUGUUUGUUUUCGAAAGAUGGGAAUUUGAUCCACCAGAGAAGUUUCGCCAUGGAUGGAUCUUGUGGAGAGGAUCUCAUGUCAUACCAUUCCUACUUCAGCAAUGUCUUUGGAAAUCCUGAGAAAGCUCAUCACAACUGUGUAGGUGUUAGGGGGGCAACUUUGUACAUACUUCGGCCAUCCCAGCUUGUUGUUUCACGCCUUCUUUCCUGGAAGGAACGAAUAGAAGUUUUACAUAAAGCAGGUGACUGGAUGAGUGCACUGAACAUGGCAAUGUCUCUUUAUGAUGGUCAGGCACAUGCAGUCAUUGACCUUCCAAAGAACUUGGAUGAUGCGCAGAAGACUCUUAUGCCAUAUCUUGUACAACUGCUGUUUUCAUAUGUAGAUGAGGUAUUCUCCUACAUAGCAGUGACAUCUGGCAACCAACUUGGGCCGUCAGGCCAAUCGAAUGAAUUGAAGUAUGAUGGUAACUUUGUGAAUCCUGAUAUUAAGGAGCAGUACACUCUGGUUGGUGGUGUUUCCGUUGAAUUCUGUCUUCAUAUCAAGAGACUUGAUGUUCUCUUUGAUGAAAUUUUUCCAAAGUAUGUUGCUGUGAAUCACAAGGAUACAUUUUUGGAGCUUCUGGAGCCAUAUAUAUUGAAAGACAUGCUAGGAUCUUUACCACCUGAGAUAAUGCAAGCACUAGUGGAGCACUAUAGCACUAAAGGUUGGUUACGGCGCGUUGAACAGUGUGUUCUCCACAUGGACAUGUUAUCCCUGGAUUUCAAUCAGGUAUUGCUGCACGUUUUAUAUGUUAAAAUUUAUGAUUACUGUUUUACGGCCACACCUGAAGGUUCUCAUUAAUAAGACAUGAGUGCAAAGGACUGUUGUCCUCAAACAGGAGAAAGUUGCAUGAAUGAAAUAAAGCUUCCGCUAUAG
Capsicum annuum is the source of this 1968-nucleotide messenger RNA. Its product is annotated as vacuolar protein sorting-associated protein 8 homolog. The record is from RefSeq and is a predicted model, not a curated record. Gene Ontology annotation, biological process: protein targeting to vacuole; endosomal vesicle fusion. NCBI's taxonomy places the organism in Eukaryota, Viridiplantae, Streptophyta, Magnoliopsida, Solanales, Solanaceae. Gene Ontology annotation, molecular function: protein binding. The transcript is spliced from 8 exons. Gene Ontology annotation, cellular component: late endosome; HOPS complex. Bases 1 to 1893 code for a protein of 630 amino acids.